AAAAAAGAAAUGGACAGGAGGCGGAGGGUUAUAGUUUAACAAUUAACAAACCAAUGUUAUACCUACAAAAAUGAAAGAAAAAAAAAAAAAAACACAAACUAAACGUCAUAAUCAUCAGUCUCACACCAGAUAUUUUAGGAGCCACCACCCUUCACGGAUUAGGUUCAGUGCCCUCUUCUUCUUCUCCUCAGGUGUUUUUUUACAUGAACGGAUGGAUCUAGGCUUUAGAAAUAUGGGUUUAGUGUUUUGAUGCCUAAUUCAAUAAGCGUUCUGUAAAUUCUGGGUUGUCAUUGGGUCACUAAACUAGGUUCAUUGAGGCUGGUGGUUGAUUUUUUACUAGAAUUUGGUUAAUUAGGAUUAAACUUUUUGAGGGUGAUUUUUUAUUUGGUAUUGCCAUAGAUAGUUAUGGAUCCACGUUUCAGUGAUUUGGCCGAUUUGAUGAAUGAUUACAAAUUUGGGGAGGAGACUGUUUUACCCGGUUUUGAUCAGUCCCAAAAUCUUGCUGAUGGAUUUAACCUCAAAGAUGAAUCUCUGGAUUUUGGUUUCAUGGAUAUUCCUUUCCUUCCUCCCACUCCAGACCCUCGUAAUUUAGCUCCAUCUUCAAGCGUGAGCUCGGAAGUGGAGUCUCCUGAUGACCAUGACCUUUCCGAUACAGUUCUCAAGUACAUUAACCAGAUACUCAUGGAGGAGGACAUGGAGGAGAAGCCCAGCAUGUUUCACGAUCCUUUGGCUCUGCAAGCUGCUGAGAAAUCAUUUUAUGAAAUGAUAGGCGAGAAGUACACUUCUUCUCCUGACCAACCCUCUUUUUACUUUAAUCAAAACAUUGAAAGCCCAGAUGAUCAUUUCUUUGGAAGUUUCAGCGAGCAUAGUACAGCCAGCAGUACUAGUGCUGGCAACUCUAACGAUACUCGACGGAUUGUUGAUCGUGGAGAGUAUAAGUCGUCAGUUAUACAAAGUCAUACAUGGGAGAGCUCUUUCCAAUCAACUUUGCAGCCCAGUUCGCUGUGGUCAUUUGACUCUACAAACAGCUUCAUCAAUGAUUUUAAUGGCCCAGUGGACUCUUCAGUCAGUACGCAACUGGUUUCAGAUAUGUUUAGUGAUAGUGAAUCAGUCUUACAGUUCAAGAGAGGCAUGGAAGAAGCUAGUAAGUUCCUUCCUAGUGGUAAUCAAUUAAUUGUUAAUUUGGAGAACUAUUCAUUGCCUCCAAAAUCAAAACAAGAGGCUCCGGGGGUUGUAAUCAAGGUAGAGAAGGACGAGAAAGAGUACUCACCUAAUGGCUCAAGGGGAAAGAAGAACCAUCACCGGGAGGAUAGUGAAAUGGAAGAAGAGAGGAAUAGCAAGCAGUCGGCAGUUUAUGUUGAAGAGUCUGAGUUGUCAGAGAUGUUUGAUAGAGUUUUGCUUUUCACUAAUGCAAAAGGGGAGCUUGCUUAUUGUACUGCUCCUGAUGAAGAACUGCAGAAUGGAACGAGCAAGGUUUUGCAGCGGAAUAGACAACCUCAUGGAUCUUCUGGAAGAAAAAGUGAUGCUAAGAAACAGGCCAAUGAAAGUGGAGUAGUGGAUUUGAGGACUCUUUUGAUUAACUGUGCACAAUCUGUUGCUGUUGAUGAUCGCAGAACUGCAUAUGAACAACUAAAGCACAUAAGGCAGCACUCUUCUUCUUCUGGUAAUGGGACACAGAGGUUGGCCCACUUCUUUGCAAACAGUCUCGAGGCACGCUUAUCUGGCACUGGAUUCCAGAUCUAUGCAGCCCUAGGUUCCAAGAGAAAUUCAGCUGCCGAGAAGUUGAAAGCUUACCAGCUUUAUCUUUCAGCCUGCCCAUUCAAGAAGAUGGCGAUAUCCUUUGCAGAUAGAAUGAUUUUGGAUCUAGCUUCAGUGGCUACAAAAAGAACAAUACAUGUUGUUGAUUUCGGUAUCCUAUAUGGUUUCCAAUGGCCACUCCUAAUCCAACAUCUGCCAACCAUACCUGGUGGGCCUCCCAAGCUUCGAAUUACUGGGAUAGAGUUUCCCCAACCUGGUUUCCGGCCAUCAGAAUUAGUUGAGGAAACAGGCCGUCGCUUGGCAAAGUAUUGUGAGCGCUUUAAUGUUCCUUUUGAGUACAAUGCCAUAGCACAAAAAUGGGAAACUAUUAAAAUUGAGGACCUCAAGAUUGACAACAAUGAGUUGCUUGCUGUCAACUGUCUUUAUCGGUUUAAGAACCUACUCGAUGAGACUGUUGUGGUGGACAGUCCUAGGGAUUCUGUUCUGAAGUUAAUCAGGAAGAUGAAUCCUGACAUUUUCAUCCAUUCUGUUGUUAAUGGAUCCUACAGUGCUCCCUUCUUUGUUACGCGGUUCCGAGAGACACUCUUCCACUACUCUGCAUGGUUUGAUAUGUUUGAUAAUAACAUGAAUCGUGAUGAUCAGGAGAGGUUGAAUCUUGAGAAAGAGUUCUAUGGACGUGAUGUAAUGAAUGUCGUUGCAUGUGAGGGCUCGCAGAGGGUUGAGAGGCCCGAGUCAUACAAACAGUGGCAGAUUCGCAACAUGAGGGCUGGCUUCAAGCUCCUCCCAUUGAACAAGGAGGUUGUAAAGAAAUUGAGGGGUAAGGUGAAGGCAGGAUAUCACAAAGAGUUUGUGGUUGAUGAAGACGGUCACUGGAUGGUGCAAGGAUGGAAGGGUCGGAUUCUUUGUGCUAGCUCAUGUUGGGUACCUCGGUAGAAGUGAUUAAAGGGAUUAUGUUAGAACCUGAUCAAGGUGAGCCGGCUGGAUAUCUAAUGAUGCGGGGAAAGAUACGUAUGAGUUUCUCUCUCUCUCUCUCACACACAGUAGCAUGUAUGGAUGUUUGUAGAUAUGUGCAUCUUAGUUAAGUAUAUAUACUGUAUCUGUAUUAUAUAAUAAUAGUUCUGCCCAACACAUGCGCAUUUUUUAGUUUUAAUCUAAAAUAUUCACCUUAAUUCUGGCUGGUAGUGAGUGUUUCUCACCUUGUAAAUUAAGGAGCUAAAAUUGCAGGGUUUUUUAAGAAUCAGAUCAUCUUCAGUAGCAUUUACUUUCUUGAAGAAGAAACUCGUGGAUAACGAGGAGGAAGAUAGGUUGAAACCAUUGAACACCAUUUUAGCCAUAUAGUUUGAGUGCUGUAGUUGGCAAUGGCUAGUCGAUAGAUUUGAAGGCUGAAUGCUUAGUCCUUUUGCUCUGAAGAAUCAUAGUCUAUAAACAUGGUUGAGAAUUAUGGAUAAUGUGAUGUAAAUUAGAAGCCCUGUUAUGUUUUUUUUUUUAAUUUUUAUAACCUAAGCCCUGUUAUGUUGAUAAAGAUGUAUUAAACUGUCAUGCUUGUUUGCUUAACAGCAUGUUUUGCUACUAAAUCGUGUGCUUCCUUUCCUUAA
Molecule: messenger RNA, 3353 nt
Organism: Cornus florida
Lineage: Eukaryota; Viridiplantae; Streptophyta; Magnoliopsida; Cornales; Cornaceae
Product: scarecrow-like protein 33
Exons: 2
Coding region: 406-2691 (761 amino acids)
Biological process (GO): regulation of DNA-templated transcription
Cellular component (GO): nucleus
Molecular function (GO): DNA-binding transcription factor activity; sequence-specific DNA binding
Source: RefSeq, a predicted model, not a curated record